Austrofundulus limnaeus is the source of this 1901-nucleotide messenger RNA. RefSeq names its product insulin-like growth factor binding protein 3 (gene igfbp3). Lineage: Eukaryota; Metazoa; Chordata; Actinopteri; Cyprinodontiformes; Rivulidae. Gene Ontology annotation, biological process: regulation of insulin-like growth factor receptor signaling pathway. Bases 238 to 1002 code for a protein of 254 amino acids. Gene Ontology annotation, molecular function: insulin-like growth factor II binding; fibronectin binding; insulin-like growth factor I binding. Gene Ontology annotation, cellular component: extracellular region. The transcript has 4 exons. The record is from RefSeq and is a predicted model, not a curated record.
CCAGAGUGUUUGGACGCAGCGGGUCCUUCAUGUCGGGGCUCUCCUCUUACAUUAUUCAUACGGAGGAGGAGGAGGUGUGACUUGUUGCCUCUCUCUUUCCCCCCCGCCUUUAUAAAACCAGAAGUUCGAGCACAAGAAAACUACAGAUGGAGAAGGCUGGCCGCCUCGCUGCGUCACAGAGAGUCCCCCUGAGCCCGCGCGACGACUCCCACACCGUCCCUGUCUGAGCACCGCGCCAUGCCCGCUCUCUGCGCGCUCUGCUUCGCCGUGGCGCUGGCCGCGGUCGCCCGGCUCGCCGGCUCCGUGGGGCCCGUGGUCCUGUGCGAGCCGUGCGACGCCGGCGCGCUGCUCCAGUGCAAGCCGCUGCCGAAGGACUGCGCGGAGGCGUUGAGGGAGCCCGGCUGCGGCUGCUGCACGACGUGCGCCCUGGCCGAGGGGCAGGCGUGCGGCGUGUACACGGCGCGCUGCGGCUCCAACCUGACCUGCAGGCACCAGCCCGGGGAGAGCCGACCCCUGCAGGCUCUGCUGGAGGGACGAGGGGUGUGCACCAGCGCUGCGUCCAGGAGGCUCCACGGCCCUCUCAUCACCGCGCAGAAAGCAGAAAGUGCCGGAAGUCAAGUGGAAGACUGCGACAACGCCACCCAGGCGACGCCGACCGCGCCCGCCGCGGUGACGGUGAAGAGCGUGCACGGCCAGGGGUCGACCAACACCCGGCCGCCGGUGAACAACAAGCUGCUCCAGAAGGCUCAGAACAGGAAGACGCAGAGCUACAAGGUGGAGCCCGUGUCCAGAGGCGCCAACGUGGACACGCACAACUUCUCCCUGGAGAACAAGAGGGAGACCGAGUAUGGGCCGUGUCGGCGGGAGAUGGACAGCGUCAUGAACAGUUUAAAGAUCAACAACUUUCUCAACCCGAGAGGCUUCCGCAUACCCAACUGUGACAGAAAGGGCUUCUACAAGAAAAAACAGGAAGAGAAAACAGAGGAAACCAGCAGCUUCUGAGAACGAUGGCUCACCAGGAACUGAAGGGAUAAUUGGAAAACACCUUUUGUGCGACUUUGUUUGUUUUUAUUUCUGUGAAUUCGGGGUAAAGAGGAAGCAAACAAAGCACCACUGUAAUCCUUUCAUGUACGCAGACGUGGAAAAGGAAAAUAAAAUUUGCUUUGUUGCAUUAAAUAAUUUUUUUAAAACAAAAGUGGACACGAGUGUCUACAUUUAAAUUCAUUAACUUCACUUUAUGGAACUGGGUUUAUUAAAAAAUACCUGCUUCAUUUGAUUCAUUUGAGUUGCUCACGUUGCGCACCCCGUCCCCGCUCCCUGCCAUCAAAAAAACAACGUCUGAGAUAAAGACCAAGAAUACUGCCACAACUACAGACCGAUCUCGGUGCUAAAUGUGGACUAUAAACUGUUUCCCUCUAUCAUAGCUAAAAGAAUGGAAUAUUUAAUGCAGGAUUUAAUUGAUGAGGAUCAAACUGGUUUUAUUAAGGAAAGACAAACACAAGACAAUAUAAGGAGAACUCUUCAUAUCAUAGAUCAUCUGCAAGGAAGAGGGGAGGAGGUAUUGAUGCGGAAAAUGCCUUUGACAGUGUCAACUGGAACUUUUUGUAUAAAUUUUAGAAAAAUUUGGAUUUAACGAGACAUUUGUAAAUUGUAUUAAAUCAAUUUAUCAAGAGCCAACUGCAAGGAUUAAAAUAAAUGGCAACUUGUCAGGAAGAUUUACUGUGGAGAGAGGAACAAGGCAGGGAUGCUGCCUGUCACRGAGUCUUUUAUAGAGCCACUAGCUCCGAUGAUUAGACAGGAAGAGGAAAUAAAAGGAGUGGAAAUAGGAGGGGAAGAACAUAAAAUAGGGUUGUUUGCAGAUGACAUUUUGAUUUAUCUAAAAAACCCAAAUGAAAUGUUUU